This is a messenger RNA of Mytilus californianus (California mussel), 1165 nucleotides long. RefSeq lists its product as uncharacterized. The transcript is spliced from 4 exons. Lineage: Eukaryota; Metazoa; Mollusca; Bivalvia; Mytilida; Mytilidae. The coding region runs from base 85 to 786 and encodes 233 amino acids. The record is from RefSeq and is a predicted model, not a curated record.
UCGUAUUCAGCAUGGACCCAUUCUAUAACGUUCAACAUGCAUAAUAACAUGUUAUGAAUAAAAUUCAUUUUUAAAAUACUAAAGAUGGACGUCAGGAUGACAAAUAUUUAUGUUUUAUAUUAUUUUAUUUUGUAUAACGUCAUACCAACAUCAGGGCGGUACUGCUAUGCUAGAUACUACUAUUAUUACAGAUAUGGAAACUAUUAUUACUGUACCUCGUAUUUGUCAGUUGGAACCAUUGCGGGGGCAGUCAUUGGUGGAAUUAUCGGACUAGUUAUUAUAAUUGCGAUUGUUGUAGUAAUAUGUGCAUCAUGUUGUAAAUCACAAGGAAGUCGUGGAACAGUAGUUCAACCACUACAAACAGCAAGUACCAUCCAUACUGUAACCACUAUACCAGGUUACCACCACCCGCCACCACAGUAUAACAACAUGUAUUAUAGCCAGUAUCCGCCAAACGUGUAUUCCGCACAGCAACCAAAUACUAGUAUGGCAUACCCACCAUCAAUCAGACAACAUAUGGCAUCAGCACCACCUCCGUAUCCUAGUACAGUAAAUAAUACAAAUAUGAAAAAUAAUCCUGGAGGAUCUUUUCAAAGACAACAAAACAUGCCGGCUAUUCCCGAAAAUGUUCCAGUUGAAUCACCAGCAGCUGUAACAAAUGUUUCUCCAACAAAUGGAGCAAUUAUAACUGGACCACCGCCAACCGGAACAAACCUGCUUUCUACGUCAGGAAUUCCGGAUUUAGAUGCUCCACCGUAUCCAGGAACUAUAUCAAGAGAUGCUUAAUUUUUUGUGACUGUUCUUUCUUAAACUUUUGUAUUCUAAGGAAGGGCAAAUUGAUAGUAAUAAACAACUAUUGUGGUAUGAUUUCCAUGCACACACUAGUGUUUCUGGAAUACCAGUGUUUCUGCAAUACCGAUAAUCUUCACUAGCGUUUCUGGAAUACCGAUUAUCUUUACUUGUUUGUUACAACAGGAAAGGUCAAACAUAUUAAACAUUUCUGAGCAUAAAAAACAAAACGAGGCAAAACCAGAACAGCCAACCGCCUCCAGUGAUUUUAACAUGAGCGUGUUUUAAUCUUAAAUCUAGCACAACUAAAUAUACUUCUUAUGUUAUAAUUUUAUAAAUUUUGUGAAUGUACAAAUAAAACUAUUCAUUCAAUUAA